Didymodactylos carnosus is the source of this 788-nucleotide messenger RNA. The record is from the annotation of a GenBank genome assembly. NCBI's taxonomy places the organism in Eukaryota, Metazoa, Rotifera, Eurotatoria, Philodinida, Philodinidae.
AUGACUCUUAGCCUGACUCUUAGCCGAGUCGAAAAGCGUCGUGGUGCGUCGACUGAACAUUUUGCCUCGGUGGAACAGCUACUGCAACGACUCUAUACUACACCAUUGUCAGGAAAAUUGGCAGCGCGUACUGAAUACGAUGAUAAAAUGGUAAAAUCGAUUCAACGACGAUUAAAAAACUCAAAUAUUAUCGCUCGACCAACAGAUAAGAGCAAAGUAUUUUAUUUUGCCAAUGCUAGUGAUUUCGAGCGAAAAGCGACGGAAUAUAUGGCUAAGACCAAUGCUUAUCAAGAGAUCAUCAGUGGCCGUUGUCCAUUGGCUGACGAUUUAAAUGAUGUAACGAGCUUGCUUGAUUGUUUGUACAAGAAUAAAAGAAUAACCAAAGAUCAAAUGGAAGAUAUGCAACCGGACAAACAUAAAUUGGAAUUAGCUCAUCUGUACUUCAUUCCAAAAGCACAUAAAGUAAGGAAUAAAUUGUUCAUGUGUUUUUAUAUAAGACUUGUCAUUUUCUCAUAACCUGACAUACCAGUACGACCGAUCAUUGCUUCUAUCAAUGCACCAGCACGAUGUAUCUCCAGUUUUCUCGAUAAACUGCUUAGUCCCAUUGUCGAUCAAGUGGCUCGAAAAACGGCUUUUAUCAAUGGUAUUUUCGAUGCACCUAUGUUUAGUGCGAUGUGAAGGACGAUUUUUUAGACAUCUAAAGCAUCUGUACACGUCGAGUUUUCUUGCGUUGUGAUCCUACUUGAAGCCCUAACGAAGGCUCUGUUUUGAGUGUAUGGGAGCUGCAU